CGAAACUCGAUUCCGAGAAUAACCUGCCGUUUUGGAGCGGAGUUGCAUGUUCUGUGCCUCGAAGUUUACGACCAGUGCUCGGCCACAAAUCUCCUUAAAGGUGCUAAAAUAGGCGGAUUUCGGCCGCAGAAGUGCGUCGUGGCCUCGAUUUCGGACCCGAUCGUUUUCCUGAAGUGACUGUGGCGGUGCGUGGCGCCGAUUUGGGCGCCGCAGUUGGGCUCUCAAGGCCCAAGGAUCGUGUCGUGCGUGUUGGGCAAUCGGACUCUCCUCGCCCCCUGCUGCUGGUGAUGCGAGUUGCUGAGCCACGCGGCCUCGAGCCAUCCCGACUCUGCUUUUUGUGAAUCGUGCCCAAUGAAGCGUCUAGAAGAAGCAGAGAGCUAACAGAAUCGAUGGCUCGCAGCGGGACAGUAUGUCUGCUGCUGCUGGCCGCCCUGCUGCUGCCCUGCGAGGCCAACGGUUGUAUGCCGGGCCUCAGCACACCAGGAGUGACGUGGCCUCGCGGAGACAUUGUCCUGGAAGAGGGGAAUCCGCUGCGGAUCAACUGCACCGUCUACCCCGACCACAACAUGACCAAGGGGCGCGACUCGAGCUACCUCACGUUCUACAACGGCACCCACGAGAUCUCGCACGAGCACAUCAGCGUGCUCAACGACACCACCGUGCAGCUGCUGAUGACUGACCUGCCGCUCUCCAACAAGACCGUCAUGUACUGCAAAUUGCGCAAGAACAAGGAGUACCACGAAAAGGUCGUCUGCCUCAACAAGGUCAUCGUCGGAAAGAGGCCGCAGGAAGUGAAGAACUUCAGCUGCUUCUCCCAGAACUGGCAGGCGCUGACCUGUCGCUGGGACGUCGAGGAGCACUUCCUGCCCACCGACUACCACAUCUCCUGGUCACUGCCUGGACGCGCAGGCAGAAACAGUUUCCAAAAAACACUGACCGCGCCCGUGGACCACUGCCAUGGAGACAGGAAAUGCAUCUCGGACUCUUUCACGAGGAUGAGUGUGUCGUGCCCCACCAAGAGUGACGCGGACAACAACACGUGCACCUGGAAUUUGAGCACCACGCCCAUCUACAGGCAGCCCUUUGAGUACUACUACAUCAUCAUGAACGCCAGCAACGCGCUGGGCAACAUAACUUUUCCCUCCAUCAAGUUCCACCACUACGCCCACGUUAUUCCGGCGCCUCCGGAGAACCUGCAGGCGCACAACCUGACGGCCCACAGCGUCACGCUCACCUGGGCCAUCCCCUAUCCUCUGCAGAACUUCCCUCCAGGCUUAAUCCACAGGGUUGAGUAUCGGCACAAGUGGUUGCCGAAAGAUCGCUGGAUUAUGGCGAACACAAGUCACCUAAACCCAAGGGCCAAGAAUUUGACCCUGCACCUCAGCAAUCUUCCCUACGCAUUCACGGAGUACAGCAUCCGUGUCCAGAUGAAGUCUCACGCAGCCAGAGACUCGAGUUACUCGGAGCCAUCGGUGCUGCAGAUCAAAACUGCUGCCAUUAGACCUGGUGCUUCUCCUAAGACUGAUACGGGCAGCUUUGAAAUUCUGGGUGACCUGCAUAGACGGGACAUUUACAUAUACUGGCAGCACAUUCCCGAAUAUUACCACAACGGGGACAACUUUGACUACAAAAUUGUACAAGAGGAUGAGAACGGCGAUUCUCUUACCCUCACGCCGAGUGAGACGACCGUGUCCUUUGCCAAGAUCAAGGGUUUAUCUCACCACAUGCACAAAUUCAAAAUCUACGCCUCCAACAGCGUAGGCCAGUCGUUGAAUCCAUCCAUCAUUACCAUACCCAGCCACUCAAAUGUCAUCAAAGAGCCGCUGUCCUUUACUAAAAUUGAAUUCGGCCGAGGCAUCUACGAGUUGUCCUGGAACGAGCCUUUGUCCGACGAGCAAACCACUUUGCCCAAGAUUGUCAACUACACCAUUUUCUGGUGUGACAGCGAGAGAGACAGGCCACACCAGUGCACUGGGAACUUUAACUGGACCCACGUGCCAGCCAAUGUGAACACGAUAAACAUAACGGUGCCGGACGACAAGAAAAUUUACCAAUUUGCCAUUUCUGCGAACGGUGCCAACACAAGCUCUGGUCUCUCAUGGACUGUUUGCACAGCAAUUCACAACAAAGGUCUGGGUAAAAUGAAAGAUGUGUGGUUGAAUAAGGUUGGCUCCAAGUUCAUUGAAGUGGGCUGGAGACUGGAAUGUUCAAACAGAAUCGGUCUCGUCACUGGAUAUAACAUUUCGUACUGUCCGAUCGUCUCAGCCCAAAACAGAUCUUGCAGAGAACCCGCUCACAUUGAAUAUGUCGCUGGUGACGCCACGACAAUUCAUGGCAACAUUUCCGAGCUGAUGCCUUACACGACCUACAUGUACCAGGUGUCGGUGGUGAGCAGGGGAGGUCAGGGCAUGCCUAGCGACGCCCACUUGGCCACCACCCUGGAGGCGGCACCAGAUCCACCCACCAGUCUGGAGGUCGCCAAUGUGACCAACUCGUCUUUGUACAUCCAAUGGAACCCGCCCGUCAACACCAACGGCAACGUCAAAUUCUACGAAAUCCACUUCGACAAGAACUCGACUAGGGUGGACGGAAGCAUUACCGAGGUCACUCUGCAAAACUUGCCAAGUUUCACAAAUCACUCAGUGUACCUGACAGCCUGCACAAUUGCCUGCUCGGAAGAGUCCAAUGUGAUUUGGGCCAAAACGUUGAUUGGAAAUCCUGGAAUGAUCGAGCGACUGAUUGUCAAGCGUGUGAACGCCUCAAAGUUCUUGGUCUGGUGGGAGCCGCCUCCAGUCCAUGGAGGCCACAUCGACUUCUACGAGUUGUCCGUGCAGGUGGUUGACGGGUCCAACAACUCGAUGAACAAGAAGUACACCAAUAAUGUGACCGAGCUGAUCGUGCCGGUGACAGACUGCAGCGUGGACGAGAAGCGUCGGACGUACGUGUUCAGCGUGCGCGCCGUCAACGUGGACGAACACAACCAAACGUUCUACGGGCCGUGGUCGGAGCCGCAGGAGCGCGACAACUGCUUCGACUCAGGCUUCUCUAGUCUCAGCAUCACCCUGCUGUCCGUGUUCAUCGUGGCGUGCACCCUGGUCGGCCUGCUCUGGUUCUACGGCAAAAAGGCCUGGUUCUCGGUGAAGGAAAUGCGCGCCGUGGAAGUGGAUCUGCCACCUGGGCUGGACCCCUCGUUGCAGGAUAUCAUGGGAUUCGGACCGGCCCAAAAGCCUGUUGACCCCAGCAGAGUCACUCCAGCUGACUUGGCCGAUUCUGAGAUGCUGCUGACCAAGUCGGAGAGACACGGUCGCAACCCGAGCGGCGACAGUUCCGGCUGCAGCUCCGCCGGCGGACACGAGGACAGUAUUUCCUCCUCGCUGACGUCCAACAGACAAAUCUCGACCGACUCCGGCACAGAAGUCGAUCAGAUGAACGAGGGCAGCAACAAGGCGCCCUCGGAUCUCGGCCACGCCGACGAAGACGAGGACUGGGAGUUCCGCGCCACCCCUGUGCAGCAGCCAGGUGUGCAGCCCGACGCCUACCCUUGUCUUCAGUACUGCAGGGUAGGCGCCCCGGGGGCCGAGUCGCCCGUCGGGCCCUACAUCAGGGUGGGCGAGCAGGCGCCACCAAGCGUGGCGACGGCGCCAAAUCUCACCAACAAGAGCGGCGGCUACGUCAGCCUGGAACAGGUUCCGCGCGCAUCGCCGGUGACCUCAGCCAGCGGCUACGUGUCCCACCCCUAUGUGUGGAAACCGUCCGCCUCCCCCUCGACUGCAGACCCAAGUUCCUCCUCAGCCUCCUCCUCGGCGUCAGGGUCGCCAACCCUGCCCCCGGCCGCCCCCAACGGCUACACGAAGGUGGGCAACGCCGACCCGGCCAAAAGCGGCCCGGCGGCCGCGGCCACCCCCGUGGCCGCCUCCUCAGGCUACGUGGCCCUCGGCAACGGGGGCGUGCCCGUGAUACGGAGGCCUGCCGCCUCCAACUACGUCCCCCACGGCGGGGCGCCGCCGCGGCCGGAGGCGGCCGGCGAAGGUGACCAGUGACCUGAGCAUUGACUCUCGAACCCAUCUCAGGACUUAGGUUAUUUGGCUGGGGCCGAUCGGGGGGCUAAGGAGGGGUCGUGCUAGAUGUACGGACGUGGAAGACUGAUGUAUUAUUUUAUUUAUAUAAGUUUUUAAUCACUAUUAACCACCGGAUGCUGAUUUUGUCGCGCUGAAAUCGGUGUUUUUAUUUUGUGUUUGUAUUUUAUUGUUCUGAUAAAAAUUAAAAGUCUUAUUUCUUGAGAAAUUUUAUUGACUUGGCAAAUUUUUAUUGACAAAAAAAGUUAGCAAAUGAGUAUGAAGUGAUAUAAGGAUUUCUACGCUACAGAUUUAAAAUUAAAAUCAUAUUAAAAAUUUUGGAGUUUUUCAAAUCUGAAAAACUUCUCAAAUAAAAAUAAUAAUGAGAGACUUAUGUUAAAUUUAAAUCAUAAACAUUUUCAUUAACAUCAAUUUUUGCUCUCAAUUUUAAAAAUUUGCCAAUUUCUUUUAAACUAGAAAGUCUUACAUUUUAAAUAAUUUGCCAAACGAACAAGCACAAUGGAAACGCACCGUUUCUGCAAAUCUGUUUUUUUUUUUAAUU
Messenger RNA from Neocloeon triangulifer, 4617 nucleotides. RefSeq names its product cytokine receptor (gene dome). The coding region runs from base 390 to 4040 and encodes 1216 amino acids. Lineage: Eukaryota; Metazoa; Arthropoda; Insecta; Ephemeroptera; Baetidae. Gene Ontology annotation, molecular function: protein binding. The transcript has 24 exons. The record is from RefSeq and is a predicted model, not a curated record.